This is a messenger RNA of Pelodiscus sinensis (Chinese soft-shelled turtle), 3052 nucleotides long. The record is from RefSeq and is a predicted model, not a curated record. Lineage: Eukaryota; Metazoa; Chordata; Testudines; Trionychidae.
CUUUAAAAUACCUGUAUGUGCUUGUCCUUUAUUAAAGGAGAGAUAUAUGUGUCUGAACGCGAGGGCUGCGAUUCUACUGGCGAUGGAACAGAGAAGAAGCCUUUCAAAACUGCUCUGAAGGCUUUGAUAACUGCAGGAAAGGAACCAUUUCCUACUAUUUAUGUGGACUCACAAAAAGAAAAUGAGAGAUGGGAUGUUAUUUCUAAGUCACAAAUGAAGAAUGUCAAAAAAGCAUGGCAGCGAGAACAAAUGAAGAAUGAAGCUAGGGAGAAGAAAGAGGCAGCAGACAUUUUGCGACGAGAGAAGAAUCUGGAGGAAGCAAAGAAAAUUACCAUCAAGAAUGAUCCCAGUCUCCCAGAGCCUAAAUGUGCGAAGAUUCGUGCUUUAGAGGCACACAGAGGCCAACGAGUGAAGGUUUUUGGCUGGGUCCACAGGUUACGUAGACAAGGGAAAAAUUUGAUGUUCCUGGUGUUAAGAGAUGGCACCGGAUUUCUGCAGUGUGUCCUGUCAGAUGAACUGUGUCAGUGUUACAAUGGAGUGAUCCUCUCUACAGAGAGCAGUGUGGCCAUGUAUGGUACAUUAAACCCUGUUCCUGAAGGCAAACAGGCUCCAGGAGGCCAUGAGUUAAGUUGUGACUAUUGGGAACUUAUUGGUCUGGCUCCAGCUGGAGGGGCUGAUAACCUGAUCAAUGAGGAAUCGGAUGUUGAUGUGCAGCUUAACAACAGAUAUAUGAUGAUCCGAGGAGAGAACAUGUCCAAAAUCUUCAAGGUGCGCUCUGUGGUCAUACAGUGCUUCAGGGAUCACUUCUUUGACAAUGGAUAUUAUGAAAUCACUCCGCCGACACUUGUCCAAACACAAGUUGAAGGAGGCUCCACUCUGUUCAAGCUGGAUUAUUUUGGCGAAGAGGCAUUCUUGACCCAGUCAUCCCAGCUAUACCUGGAGACUUGUAUCCCUGCAUUAGGAGACACAUUUUGUAUCGCCCAGUCAUACAGAGCUGAACAGUCCAGAACACGCAGACACCUGGCAGAAUAUACUCACAUUGAAGCUGAAUGUCCUUUCAUGACCUUUGAAGACUUGUUGACCCGUUUGGAAGAUUUGGUGUGUGAUGUAGUGGAUAGAGUCUUGAAAUCAUCUGUAUCAACCUUUCUACAUGAUCUAAACCCGAACUUCCAGCUCCCCAAACGCCCUUUCAAACGAAUGAAUUAUACAGAUGCCAUUACAUGGCUAAGGGAGCACAAUGUGAAGAAGGAAGAUGGCACUUACUAUGAAUUUGGAGAAGAUAUCCCAGAAGCUCCUGAGAGACUGAUGACUGACACCAUUAACGAACCAAUCUUGCUGUGUCGAUUUCCUGCAGAAAUUAAGUCCUUCUACAUGCAGCGUUGUCCAGAAGAUUCACGGCUUACUGAAUCUGUUGAUGUAUUGAUGCCCAAUGUUGGUGAGAUUGUUGGAGGCUCAAUGCGUAUCUGGGAUAGUGAUGAGCUACUAGCGGGUUAUAAGCGGGAAGGUAUUGACCCCACUCCUUACUACUGGUAUACAGAUCAGCGUAAAUAUGGCACAUGCCCUCAUGGAGGUUAUGGCUUGGGCUUAGAACGCUUCUUAACAUGGAUUCUGAACAGGCAUCACAUCCGUGACGUAUGUCUGUACCCACGCUUUGUCCAACGCUGCAAACCUUAGCUAUUGCCUCAGAAGAAAUUCAACAGGAAAAUCAAAGCAACUUCUAAAAUCCUACAUGAGGGAGAAAUAACAGUUCUCUAUGUCAUCCUACAGUCCAUCUGAAGCAAGCCUGAACCCUAAAGUAGUACAAUUUGCGUGAACCCUAAAGUAGUACAAUUUUCACCUGAGAAGGUGAAAUUGUGCUUAUUUGGAAUGUUGUAUCAUUUUUAAAAAUGUGAAUCUACAGAAAAAUUGCUGCUUUGUCAUUUUAAAAACACCAUCUGUUAGGGGCAGUGCAGCUUUUGGCUUAGAGUUUUUGUAUUAGAUUGACCUUUGAACCAUACAAUGUGCAAUACUUAAUACACAACAUUUAUUUCUCCUGUGACUUAACACUCAACAUGUAUGUGUUGUAAAACAUUGAGGGCAUUUUAUUUUCAUGUAAAAGUAACUGGGUUGAUGUUCCAUCUGUUUUGGGGGUGGUUUUGGUAAACUAAAAGGCAGUUCUUUUAAAGUUACAAAUAUUGUGUGAGAAUAUUAGAGUGCAGCAGAAAUUAAUAAAGAUGGAAUUAUGUAAAUCUGUUAGAAAUACAAAGUUAGAACAUUUGGGUCCAAUCCUUCUCUUACCUAAGCAAAACUCUCACUGUGGUCAGUAAGAGAGGACAAUGUGCUCAGUCUUACAAACAUAAAAAGAUCUUCUGUCUUUUGACAAAGUUCAUUAACUUGGAAAUGAUGGCUUCAGCUCUGUAAAGAGCAGAGUACCCUCCACUGCUUUGUGUCUGCCAGGGACCAGUGGUCUACACCAUGCAGGACUGAGCCCUUUAACAGGACCAGCCAUUGUACUGCCUACAUGAUGAAAAGUGAGGUGGGUGUGUUUUAAAAUGCUGUCUGGCUUCUCCUAUACACCAGCAUGGUCACUGAUACAGUUCUGUAACUUUGUAACUGAAACUCUUAAAGAGGAUGUUAAUCCAAAGCCUAUAAUUCUGAAAUUAAUCUAAGGAACAUAUUUUCUUAGGUCAGUAAUUUCUUGUCUCCCAGAUAGCUUUUUACUGACUAAAGUUUGGGUAAUGGGGCUUAGUGUACUGUUUCUGCUCCUCUGUAGGUUCCCUCAACGAUUGUAAUCAAAUUUAAUUAUGAAGUGCUUUGAAAUGUCUGAAUACAUUUUAGUGCUAAACUAGAUAAAUUUUACUGGAACAAAUAGUAGGUGGAUUAUUUGAGACCUACUUUGAUACCUGCCUUGAGACCUAGUCUGGACUCUUCAUCUACACUGUACUUGCAAACUGUUAAAAUUCUCAUUUCUAUAGCAAACCUUUGAUUUUUUUUUUCCUUUUAGAAUUUUGCAUGUUGCACAAUAUCAGUCAGUCCAAUCUACCAAUCAAUAAAUGUAUCAUAAUAUAAAGAA